AUGCAACCACCACAUCUAAUGACUGGUUGUAGUUCACCAGCUGUCCACUUGGAUCUGUUCAAAAGUCCAGAAAAGAAAACCCCUGGCUGGUACCUGUCACUGAUGGCUCCCAAUGAAAAAGGACCAAACUAUGCCUGGCUGGACCCAUCAAGAUUGUACUGUAAUCAACAUGCACUGCAAGACUGCAUUGAAGAUCUGCUGCAGCCCUUUAAGAAUGACCAAAUUGAUCUUGUUGCAGGGAUUGAUGCCAUGGGUUUCAUAUUAGGCGCUGCUGUUGCAUCACACUUAAAGAAAGGAUUCCUAGCAAUCAGGAAAGCAGGCCAUCUUUGUGUGAAGACACAUAAUCAAUCAUAUGUGGACUAUUCUGGCAGGGAAAAAAAUGCAGAGGUUCGGACAGAUGCCAUCAAACCAGGUCUACGUAUUCUGCUGGUAGACCAAUGGAUUGAAACUGGAGGAACUAUGAAGGCUGCUAUAAAAUUGGUGGAAGAACAAGGUGGGAUUGUUGCAGGUGUUGCCACCAUUUGUAUUGAAGACAGUGAAGGAGGCAGAUGGGUGAAAGAAAAUUACAAAUGUUCCGAUUGUGUUCCUGAAGACCUCAGAAGCCAGUUCAAUGAACAUUUUCUGGACAGCUUUAAUGCCUUCAACAGCCAGCAGAUGAAAAAUGAGUGA
Staurois parvus is the source of this 669-nucleotide messenger RNA. The record is from the annotation of a GenBank genome assembly. NCBI's taxonomy places the organism in Eukaryota, Metazoa, Chordata, Amphibia, Anura, Ranidae.